This is a messenger RNA of Rhincodon typus (whale shark), 598 nucleotides long. RefSeq names its product fructose-bisphosphate aldolase C-like. NCBI's taxonomy places the organism in Eukaryota, Metazoa, Chordata, Chondrichthyes, Orectolobiformes, Rhincodontidae. The transcript is spliced from 4 exons. The annotation marks the transcript as partial. Gene Ontology annotation, molecular function: fructose-bisphosphate aldolase activity. Gene Ontology annotation, biological process: glycolytic process; fructose 1,6-bisphosphate metabolic process. The record is from RefSeq and is a predicted model, not a curated record. Gene Ontology annotation, cellular component: cytosol.
GUUAAAAUUUAACCCACUCACUCAAGGUACGCUCAAGCAGUUGCUGUUUAAGUCUGCCCAGACACAAUUGUCUCUCUCGCAGGCACCAAGUCAGGACUGUCAACGAGCCACAGUGGGAGAGAUUAGCACCCAGAGCUUUCACCAUGACCCACCAGUUUGUUUCCCUGACACCGGAACAGAAGGAGGAACUCGCUAAUAUUGCUCAGAGGAUCGUUGCUCCAGGAAAGGGAAUCCUUGCAGCUGAUGAAUCUGUUGGCACCAUGGGCAAACGUCUGAAGAACAUCAACGUGGAGAACACAGAAGAGAAUCGUCGGUUUUUCCGGCAGGUUCUGUUCACCGCGAACGGCGACAUCAGCGACUGCAUCGGGGGAAUCAUAUUCUUCCACGAGACGCUGUACCAGAAAACCGACGAUGGCACGCCAUUUCCGCAACUCGUCAAAGACAAGGGCAUCGCCGUGGGGAUUAAGGUUGACAAGGGUGUAGUGCCCCUGGCUGGCACAGACGGAGAGACGGUAACACAGGGUGAGUGUGGAACCCGGAGGGGGUGGUGGUGGGGGGUGCAAUUUACCUACAGCUCACGGACCCCCAUCCUGAUCGG